Molecule: messenger RNA, 951 nt
Organism: Protobothrops mucrosquamatus (brown spotted pit viper)
Lineage: Eukaryota; Metazoa; Chordata; Lepidosauria; Squamata; Viperidae
Product: 28S ribosomal protein S2, mitochondrial
Exons: 4
Coding region: 1-903 (300 amino acids)
Biological process (GO): translation
Cellular component (GO): mitochondrial small ribosomal subunit; ribosome
Molecular function (GO): structural constituent of ribosome
Source: RefSeq, a predicted model, not a curated record
AUGGCAAACUUCAAGAAUCCCUACGAUUGUGGGGUUCACAAAAACUGUGCAGCCCUUCGGCCCAGCAGGUGUGGGAAAGUCGUGAGGUCCACGUCCGGCCUCCUGAGGCACCACGGGACCCUCUCGGUGGCAGCAGUGAGCCGGCCAGAGGAUGAUAUCGAGGAGAGGCUCCUGCAGGAGCCGUUGAAGCAUGCGGACUUUUUCAAUCUGCAGGAGCUCUUUUCUGUGCAGGAGCUCUUUGACGCUCGAGUCCACUUCGGCCACAAGAAGAGCAGCCGCCACAGAUACAUGGCACCGUAUCUCUUCGGCUGCCGUUUGGACCACGACAUCAUCGACCUGGAGCAGACGGCGCAGCACCUCCAACUGGCCCUCAACUUCACGGCCCACGUCGCCUUCCGCAAGGGCAUCAUCCUCUUCGUCAGCCGCCAUCGCCAGACUUCCCACCGGGUGGAGACGGUGGCCAAGGAGUGCGGGGAGUACGCCCACACCCGCUACUGGCAGGGGGGGUUGCUGACCAACGCCCGCAUCCAGUACGGCGCCGGGGUCCGCCUGCCGGACCUCCUGAUCCUCCUCAACACUUUCAACAACGUCUUUGACCCUCACCUGGCCAUCCGGGAUGCGGCCAAGAUAAGCAUCCCCACCGUGGCCGUGGUGGACACCAACAGCAACCCCUCCCUCAUCACCUACCCCAUUCCGGGGAACGACGACAGCCCCUCGGCCAUCCACCUCUACUUGUCGCUCUUCAAGACCACCAUCUUGAGGGCCAAGGAGAAGAGGAGGCACCUCGAAGCUUUAUUCCGGCUGCAGAAGAAGUCGGCCAGCCCCAGAGGUACCACCCUUCGCCGCCCGACGCCUAGGGUGGAUGAGGAGAAAGAGCAUUCUAGCUCCUCAAGCCAGGAUUAGUGUCUGCAUACCUGCCGGACCGAAUCUCCCGUUCGUCAGCCUUCCUCU